Messenger RNA from Brassica napus (rape), 2058 nucleotides. Its product is annotated as protein DETOXIFICATION 24-like. Gene Ontology annotation, molecular function: xenobiotic transmembrane transporter activity; antiporter activity. Gene Ontology annotation, cellular component: membrane. The record is from RefSeq and is a predicted model, not a curated record. The transcript has 9 exons. Gene Ontology annotation, biological process: xenobiotic detoxification by transmembrane export across the plasma membrane. The coding region runs from base 435 to 1931 and encodes 498 amino acids. NCBI's taxonomy places the organism in Eukaryota, Viridiplantae, Streptophyta, Magnoliopsida, Brassicales, Brassicaceae.
GUGCCAUUUUGUAGUAACUAAUGACUAUGUAUAUGUAGAACGUAGUAUAGUUUAGUAUUCUGAUUUGUAUAAUCAAUUACUAAUAACACGCACAGAAUCACAAAGUCAAUUUAUCUAUGUUUUCACUCUUUUUCACAUACGAGUAUCUUAGCAGAUACAUACAGUUUUCUGUACAUACGUAAUACGUAUAAAGAUAUACUCUUUUAUCGCUAUUUGUAUAGAUAUCGAGACGUUUCAGUUCUGUUCUGACAUAUUCCCCCAAAAAGGAGAAAAAGCUAAAUUUAAGUUACAAGUUUGUUUUCGGUGAAAUUUUCUUCUUGAUGAUCAUCGCUGAACUCUAUGUCUCUCUCUCUCUUCUCUGGUCUUCUUGACUUUUAGUAUUUUCUCUUAAAACAAAGAUUCAAGAACGGAAGACGGAAACAACAACAACAAAAAUGAGCAGUCAAGGAGAAAUGGAGGAGAGUCUACUACGUGUAGGAUCAGACGCUAAGGCUCAGAGCAACAGUAUAGAGAGUCUCUAUCUGAGAGCAAAGGUUUGGAGUGAAGUAAGCAAAAUGUGGAGAAUAGCAUUACCUUCCUCUUUGUUCCGAAUGACUUCGUUUGGUAGCAUCAUUGUAGCUCAGGCCUUCAUCGGUCACUCGUCUGAGUUGGGUCUAGCCGCUUAUGCUCUCCUCCAAAGCACAUUCAUUCGCUUUCUCUACGGUUUAACGGGCGGUAUGUCAAGUGCCACGGAGACGUUAUGUGGACAAGCAUACGGUGCAGAACAGUACCACACAAUGGGGAUAUAUCUACAACGUUCAUGGAUUAUAGACAUAGCCGUGACCACUUUAUUCCUACCGUUUAUCAUAUUUGCCGGUUCCAUUCUCCGUCUUUUAGGCCAAAAUGUUGAUAUCACGAGGACCGUUGAUGAGAUAUAUCCUUGGACGAUCCCUUAUGUCUAUAGCUUAAUCUUCACUAUGACUAUGCAAAUGUACCUCCAAGCACAAAUGAGGAACGCUAUCGUAGGCGUUCUCUCGGUCUUGUCAUUGGCUCUUGACCUCUUGGUCACAUGGUGGUGCGUGAGUUUUAUGGGGAUGGGGAUUGGUGGUGCGCUCCUCGGGCUUAAUGUGAGCUCGUGGGCUUUGGUAUUGGCUGAGUUUGUGUACGUUUUUGGUGGAUGGUGUCCUUUCACUUGGUCUGGAUUUAGUACUGCUGCUUUUGUUGACCUGAUUCCUAUGCUCAAACUCUCCAUUUCUUCAGGCUUCAUGAUCUGCUUAGAGUAUUGGUACCUGAGUCUCCUUGUAUUAAUGGCUGGUUAUACAAAAGACGCUAAUAUCGCAAUCUCUGCUUUCUCAAUAUGCCAAUACAUAUAUACAUUGGAAUUCAACAUAUGCCUUGGCUUCUUGGGUGCAGCUUGCGUCCGAGUGGCUAACGAGUUGGGGAAGGGAGAUGCAGCUGCAGUGAGAUUCUCUAUCAAAGUGAUAAUCACAGUAUCAACAAUCAUGGGAGUGAUAUUCUCUGUUCUAUGCUUAGCAUUUUGCGGUCAGAUAUCGUAUUUGUUUACCAAUAGCAAAGAGGUUUCAAAAGCAGUGGAUGAUCUAUCGAUAAUCCUUGCCGUAUCAAUCUUACUCAACAGCAUUCAACCUGUACUCUCAGGUGUGGCGGUUGGAGCAGGGAUGCAGAGUAUAGUGGCAGUUGUGAACUUUGUUUCAUAUUACGCAGUUGGUAUUCCUUUGGGUCUCAUCCUUACUUAUGUUUUCCAUCUCGGUGUUAAGGGACUAUGGUCUGGAAUGUCGGCUGGUAUAGCGAUCCAAACAGUCAUAUUGUGUUAUAUCAUUUACAGAACUGACUGGGAAUUAGAGGUUAAAAAGACAAGCGAACGUAUGAAAGCGUGGAGCAUUCAGCCAUCUCAUGAGGAUUCGAAUCCUAUAAGAGAAGAUGAGAGGAAGUGAGAAGUGAGAAGUGUGUAUAAACUGUUCCCUUGUGUAAAUUCAUAAACAUAUAAAUGCAUAAAUGUACCUACGUUGCUUUAAAAUCAAAUUCAGUUUUUCGAAAAUAAAGUAAAUACAUGUCGAACUA